Paramisgurnus dabryanus is the source of this 1386-nucleotide messenger RNA. The record is from RefSeq and is a predicted model, not a curated record. NCBI's taxonomy places the organism in Eukaryota, Metazoa, Chordata, Actinopteri, Cypriniformes, Cobitidae.
GUACCUGGUUGAUUGGGAGGGCUACUGUCCUGAGAAAAGGUCCUGGGUAGCCUCGGACGACAUUCUUGACCCGAACUUCAUCGAGGACUUCCAUCGAGCCAGACCUGAACGACCUGCACCAAGACCACGAGGACGACCCCGUCGAGCGCCAGAGGAAGCCCUCUCCGGAGGUCCCUAACAUUGGAUAACUUUAAUGUAAUCUGUGAUAAACAGAAUAUUUGUGCUGCGAGGGGGACAUGGGUGAUGGUGAGGUGCGAUUACUCAAACAUCAAAACUGUGUUCUGGUUUAGUCAGAAACAGAGAACAAACUGGAGAAACAAAGAUGAACCUGAAGAUUUGACUUUAGAUUCAGAUUACUCAGGACGAGUGGAUCAGUGGAUCACUGAAAAUUACUCACAACUCACAAUAUCAGAUCUGAGAGAGAGAGACAGUGGAGAAUAUCAGCUCAUGAUCAUUAUGAAGGAUGGAGUUAAACAUCUCAGCUCAGUCACAGUCAAUCUAAAAGUCACAGUUUUACAGGUGAAGAUGAAUCCUGAAUCUACAGGACAACGAGUAAAACUGAGCUGUGAUUCCUCCUGCCCUUUAACAUCUGAUAAUUAUUACCGCUGGUACAAGAAUGGACAACAUUUAACAUUUGACCAAAGCAUAUUUGUGUCAUCCAGUGAAAACACUGACAGUUAUUACUGCUUUGAGUCUGGUUCAGAGCGCUCUUCAUCCGUGUGUCUUUCUAACAGUGGUUGUUGGGGUGUGACCUACACCUCUAGAAGAGUUUGUGUUUUAGUGGGAUCAACAGUAGAUAUUCACUCUUCAUACUCACAUCCCACUGGAUAUACAAUAGAGGAAAUGUACUGGGAUUACUAUUAUUAUUAUCACGAGGAACUCAGAGAUCUGCGUGAGGAUCAUCAGUUUGCUGGUCGUGUGGAGUUUGUGGGAAACACACUGAGAAUCAAAGAUGUUAGCAUGAGAGACACUGGAGAAUAUCACGUCAACAUCUUCACUAACACAAUAGAUAAAGUUUCCGGUUUUCCUGGAGUCUUUCUUAUUGUUACAGAUACACGAGUGAGAAGCAGCCCAAAUCCUGUGAUAGAUGGAGAAAAAGUGAUAUUAAGCUGUACAACCAAUUGCACUCUAGAUGGCAAACAUACUUACAUCUGGUAUAAGAAUGGACAACAGGUAACAGAUGGAUUGAGAUUAUUAAACAAGCUGUACCUGGACUCAAUCAACAGUGAGGAGCUACAAGAGUAUUCCUGUACUGUAAGAGAUGCAAUGGACAAAACCAAUAAAACAAUUGACAGAAACAAUGAAGAAAUGGACAGUUCAGUGUUUGUCUCUCUGUUGGUGUUUCUGCCUCAGUUUCUCAGUAUAGGAGCUGUAUGGAUCUGGUAA